Molecule: messenger RNA, 1187 nt
Organism: Eriocheir sinensis (Chinese mitten crab)
Lineage: Eukaryota; Metazoa; Arthropoda; Malacostraca; Decapoda; Varunidae
Product: 3-oxoacyl-[acyl-carrier-protein] reductase FabG-like
Exons: 6
Coding region: 144-929 (261 amino acids)
Source: RefSeq, a predicted model, not a curated record
GGCGGCAACAUGCCCGGGGCGGGAGAGGAGGCCGAGGCGUGCGGGGAUAAGCUUGACGUUCAGUAACGGUACUCACUUGGAAGCGUGUUAUCGUCUUGGUCGUCAGUUUGUGUGCUUAUCCCGAGGAGGAAAGACAGGCAGCAAUGGCGGAUCAAGGAAACCAGCAGAUUGAGAACAUCAUCCCCUGGGCCGUGGGACGCGUGGCCCUGGUGACGGGCGCGGCCGUGCGGGUGGGCAAAGCCAUCGCCGCCACCCUCCACAGGAGAGGCUUCAAGGUCGCCAUCCACUACAAUGCUUCGAAGAGCGAGGCCGAGGCCUUCUCGACUGAACUAAACAGCAAGCGAGAGGACACCGCCAUCGCCAUCAAAGCCGACCUGUCAACCAACAUCGCUGAGACAUCGCGUCGCUUGGUGGGCGCGGUGGUAGACAAGUUCGGGAAGCUUGAUCUUCUUGUCAACAGCUCCGCCAUCUACUUCGCGACCCCGAUCGCUGAGACCACGGAGAAGCAAUGGGACGAUCUCAUGACCCUCAACACAAAGGCGCCAUACUUCCUCAUUCAGGCCGCCGCACCCUACCUGAAGAAGAGCCGAGGCUCCGUGGUGAACGUGGCUGACAUCCUCGGCGAGCGCCCCAACCCUCCCUUCAACGUGUACUGCAUCACCAAGGCCACGAUGCUUAUGAUCACCAAGAGUCUGGCCCUCGAACUAGCUCCAGAGGUUCGCGUUAACUCGGUCCUGCCAGGGGCCUCGAUCUUCCCCGAGGACUACGACGAAAAUCUCAAAAAGAACUGGAUAGCCAAAACGCCCCUGGGCCUGGCCAAGAAGGGCCACGAGAUUGGCGACACCGUGGUGUUCCUGGCCUCCCCCUCGGCCAGUUUCAUGACCGGCGAAGGCAUCUCUCCCUCGGGCGGCCGCCGCAUCGCCCUGUAAGCACCCCACACACUGCUCCUGUGCUCUGUGUAACCGUAGUAUAGCUGCAGCCGCAUCGCCCUGUAAGCACCCCACACACUGCUCCUGUGCUCUGUGUAACCGUAGUAUAGCUGCAGGUACCCGUAGUCGUCCACUCUGUGUUUCGGUGUCCUGUUGAAAGUUUUACGUUGUUGUCCAUCCUACAUCAGCCGUGUUGUUAACACCGUGUAAAAUUGCAUGUUCAUCAGGUAAAUAAAAACUAAUACUUCACUGAAGGCA